UUUCUCGCAUUUCGCAAUUUGAACUCUCUCUCUCUCUCUCUCGUACUCUGUUUUGAAAGCUUCAAUUUGUUUCAGAAUCAGAAACAAUGAAGUCGAAUACAGCAGAAUCAAUGGAGACUGGUUUCUUGGGAAGCAUAUCUGCCUCUUCCUUCCGAAACCUCCUUCCUCGAUCCAUCUCUUCUAAGAAAAAACUAAUUUCCUCCUUUUCUAAGAAGCUUCCGCAUUCAAAUUCUGAAAAUAUGCCUCCUAUUGAUCCGAACAUUCCUGUCAAGGACGACCGGAUUUCCACGACCAUUUCCAAGUCCGGUGUCCGGAAUUCUCCUCACGAUGCUUUGCCUCCAGAUUCCAAUCUUGAUCUGAAGGAUGAAGUUGUCCAAUCAGACGGCCAGUAUGAAGUUCCUACCCCUACUUAUCAGCCGAUUAAGGUUGUCGUGAGAAUUAGACCUAAUGAUAGAGAGAAGGAAAUGGACAGGACGGUGAAGAAGAUUUCUUCAGAUGAAUUGACAUUUCAGGACCGUAAAUUUUCAUUCGAUUCAGUUUUCGAUUCAGAUUCGAAACAGGAAGAUAUCUUUUCGAAGAUCGGAAUUCCGCUAGUGAAAGAUGCGUUAGCUGGUUAUAACACUUCCAUCAUGUCAUAUGGUCAGACGGGAAGUGGUAAAACAUUCACAAUGUGGGGUCCCCCGAGUGCCAUGGUUGAGGAUCCUUCACCCUUUAGUAACCAAGGCCUUGCUCCUCGCAUCUUUCAAAUGCUGUUUUCAGAGAUUCAAAAAGAACAAGAGAACUCUGAAGGAAAACUGAUAAAUUACCAGUGUCGUUGUUCUUUUGUUGAGAUAUUUAAUGAACAAAUUGGGGAUUUGCUUGAUCCUUCCCAGAGAAACCUUAAGAUUAAGGAUGAUGCAAAGAAUGGACUGUAUGUGGAAAAUGUCACAGAGGAAUAUGUGACAAGCUACGAUGAUGUAACUCAGAUUCUUAUCAAGGGACUUUCAAGUAGAAAAGUCGGAGCUACCACUAUAAAUUCUAAGAGCUCUAGGUCUCAUAUUGUGUUUACUUUCAUCAUUGAGUCAUGGUGCAAGGAAACUUCAUCCAAGUGUUUUGGUAGUUCAAAGACGAGCAGAAUCAACCUUGUUGAUCUUGCUGGAUUAGAAAGGAAUGUAAGCGAUGCCAUGGGUAGACAAUCCACAAGGGAAGACAAGAUUUUGAAGAAGUCUAUGUCACGGCUCGGGCACUUGAUCGAUUCACUAGCUAAAGAAACUGAAUUAAGAACAUCUGAAGAGCGUUUGUACAGAAGCUCCUGCUUGACCCAUUUAUUAAGAGAGUCAUUUGGUGGCAACGCCAAGCUCACAGUUAUUUGUGCUAUCUCUCCAGAUAACAGCUUUUCAGGUGAAACGUUAAGGACAUUGAGAUUCGGACAACGAUUGAAAUCAGUUCAGAAUCGACCAGUCAUAAAUGAAAUAAAGGAAGAUGACGUAAAUGAUCUGAGUGAUCAAAUUCGUCAAUUAAAGGAAGAACUUAUAAGAGCAAAUACCAACUCAGGAAAGUCAGUUCCAAAAACUGGCUACUUUCAAGGGCCUAAUGUACGAGACAGCCUGAAUCAUUUAAGAGUUAAUAUCAAUCGCUCUCUGAUUUUGCCAAGCAUUGAUAAUGACUCAGACGAAGAGGUUAAUUGUAACGAGGAAGAUGUGAUGGAAUUGCAUCAGCAACUGGAUAAGGUCCAUAGCUUUUCUGAAGAUAGCUCUGAUAAUAGAGAUUCACUUCAGUUCUCCUCCGUAGAAGAAAGUUUUGCUUCAUGUUCAAUGAGUGAUGAUGAAGUAAGUUAUCCCCAAACAAUUGAAGAAAUAAACCCAGAAGAAAUUUUUCAUGAUUCCAAGGUUCCUGAACCUGUGAACAAUCAGAGGAGUAUUUCUGUCAGCUCAAUAUGUCACUUCCCUAAUCUUGAAGAUCCACCAUUGUCUGAGUCUCCGAAAAUUGGAAAUUCUCAAAGGAAAAGUUUGGUCGUUGCACCUAGUUUCGCUGACCACCAUGAAAAGAUGUCAGACAGCUUUAAGUUUAAUAAAGAUGUACUGAGGCAGUCAUUGAGUCAGAGUAAGAACAUCAGAUCCUCCCUGCGAUCGAGUAAUACAUUUGAAGAUCCUACUGAGUCAUUGGCAGCUAGUCUUCAAAGAGGUUUGAAGAUAAUUGAUUAUCACCAGCAAAGCUCAGCAUUAAACAAAUCUUCAGUAUCCUUUUCCUUUGAACAUCUGGCACGAAAAUCAUGUCCAGAAGUCAACAAACCUGUACCAUCUCUUCAAACAUUGGAAGAAGAUAACCCCAUCGCUAUAUCUUCUCCCCAUCAGCUUUGUUCAUCUUGUCAAAGAAGAAUCACCAAGAAUGACAAUAGUUUAGUCCUGAGUAGCUCCAAGGAACUCGUAGGAUUCAACGAGGGAAGGGAUCUUGCGAAGCAGAAGAGUGAACAAGAGAAAUGUGAAAUAAAGGAAGUGCAGGAGGUUCGGGACAAUGAGAAUAAUGGCUUCAGUGAUGUGUCUGAGAAGGAAGAACUUGUUAAAGAAAUCCAAAAUUUAAGGAGUAAGCUGCAGGCAUUUGCUGAUGUUUCAACUAACAAGUCAACUGACAAGCUGAGGUCCUCGCUAUUGUUGUCACGGUCCAUCCAACUAAGAAAAAGCGGUCUAGGAGGAGGAGGAGGAGGAGGUUGUCAAACUAUUAACGAGGAGGAACUUGAAAAGGAAAGGGAGAGAUGGACAGAAAUGGAGAGUGAAUGGAUUUCAUUAACUGAUGAACUGAGAGUCGAUUUGGAAUCCAUUCGGCGGCGUGCAGAGAAGGUGGAGAAUGAACUGAAUUCAGAGAAGAAGUGCAAUGAGGAGCUGGAGGAUGCCCUUCACAGAUCUGUUCUUGGACAUGCUAGAUUUGUUGAGCAUUAUGCUGAAUUGCAAGAGAAAUAUAAUGAGUUGGUGGGAAAGCACCGUGCCAUCAUGGGAGGGAUAGCUGAGGUUAAAAGGGCUGCACAAAAGGCUGGUUCCAAAGGACAUGGUUCUCGCUUUUCUAAAUCCCUCGCUGCUGAGCUUUCAGCUCUGAGAUUUGAGAGGGACAGAGAGAGAGAAUUAUUGAAAAAGGAAAACAAAGGCCUCAAGGUUCAACUUAGAGACACUGCUGAAGCUGUCCAUGCUGCUGGGGAACUUCUUGUUAGGCUUAGAGAAGCAGAACAUUCAGCAUCAGUUGCAGAGGAGAACUUUACAUCAGUUCAACAAGAAAACGAGAAGUUGAAGAAGCAAAUGGAGAAACUCAAAAGAAAGCAUAAGAUGGAGAUGAUUACAAUGAAGCAGUACCUUGCAGAGAGUAAAUUGCCAGCUUCUGCUCUCGAACCACUAUAUCAUCAGGAUCACUCCGACCUUGGAAACGACAAGAGAGCAUCGUACGUAGACGACGAUCAAGCUUGGAGAUCAGAAUUUGGAGCUAUAUAUCAAGAGCAGCACUACUAACAUUAUCCAGUUUGAACCUACUUUGGUUUUGUACAAAGGGGGAGGGGCUGCUGCAUCAGAAGAAGAGAGAACCCUACUUGGGUCAUGUGAGAUUGAUUGAUUUAUGUGUCAUUAUUUGCUUUUGGUAUUGGUUUUCCAUUGUGUAUUGUAUGGAUGAGAUGAUUCUUUAAUUAUUAGUAUAAUUUAUUCAAAGUUCCACAAUAUA
This is a messenger RNA of Cucurbita moschata (crookneck pumpkin), 3678 nucleotides long. RefSeq names its product kinesin-like protein KIN-12F. Gene Ontology annotation, molecular function: ATP binding; microtubule binding; microtubule motor activity. The coding region runs from base 87 to 3473 and encodes 1128 amino acids. Gene Ontology annotation, biological process: microtubule-based movement. NCBI's taxonomy places the organism in Eukaryota, Viridiplantae, Streptophyta, Magnoliopsida, Cucurbitales, Cucurbitaceae. The record is from RefSeq and is a predicted model, not a curated record. The transcript is spliced from 15 exons.